AUGAGUACAACUCAAGGAUAUCUUGCAUCACCAAGGGACAUUGUUAAUGUGGACAAUGAACCUGACCAUCUUCUUGUUCUUGUUCACGGCAUCUUGGCGAGCCCAAGUGACUGGACAUAUUUUGAGGUGGAAUUAAAGAGGCGAUUAGAGAAAAAGUUUUUGAUCUACGCAAGUUCAUCUAAUAUGUACACUAAAACCUUUACUGGAAUUGAAGGAGCUGGUAAACGACUAGCAGAUGAAGUCACGCAGGUCGUGACAAGAACAGAAAGCCUUAAAAAGAUAUCUUUCUUGGCUCAUUCUCUUGGUGGAUUAUUUGCAAGAUAUGCAGUUGCUGUUUUAUAUGUUCCCAACAUCUCUCUGUCUGAUGAGAUGGCCAGCUCCACUGAUACAAACUUAAAAACUUUGUUCUCUUCAAGUAAAGGUUUGAUUGCUGGGUUGGAACCAAUUAAUUUUAUUACCUUGGCAACACCUCAUCUUGGAGUGAGAGGAAAGAAGCAGCUUCCAUUUCUUCUGGGUGUGCCUAUCUUAGAGAAGCUUGCUGCACCAAUUGCCCCCAUUGUUAUUGGCCAAACUGGCAGUCAACUCUUCCUCACUGAUGGUAAACCUAACAAACCGCCUCUCUUAUUACGAAUGACGACAGAUUGUGAAGAUGGAAAUUUUAUAUCCGCACUCAGCGCUUUCAGAUGUCGGUUUCUUUAUGCAAAUGUCUCUUAUGACCAUAUGGUUGGUUGGCGGACAUCCUCCUUGAGAAGGGAGACAGAACUUGUCAAGCCUCAUCGACGGUCAUUGGAUGGCUACAAACACGUUGUCAAUGUGGAAUAUUAUCCUCCAGUUCUAUCCAAGGGUCCUCAUUUCCCUCCGGAAGCAGCCAAAGCGAAAGAGGCUGCUCAAAAGGAACCGAGCCCUCAGAAAACAAAAGAAUAUCAUGAAAUUAUGGAAGAGGAAAUGAUAUUUGGUUUACAACAAUUGGGAUGGAAAAAAGUUGAUGUCAGUUUUCACACUGCAUUUUGGCCCUUUUCUGCCGUGUUAUUAUAA
Molecule: messenger RNA, 1035 nt
Organism: Fraxinus pennsylvanica
Lineage: Eukaryota; Viridiplantae; Streptophyta; Magnoliopsida; Lamiales; Oleaceae
Source: the annotation of a GenBank genome assembly